Molecule: messenger RNA, 1818 nt
Organism: Pestalotiopsis fici W106-1
Lineage: Eukaryota; Fungi; Ascomycota; Sordariomycetes; Amphisphaeriales; Sporocadaceae
Exons: 3
Coding region: 1-1818 (605 amino acids)
Biological process (GO): lipid metabolic process
Source: RefSeq, a predicted model, not a curated record
AUGGGGUUCUUCGCGUCCAGAAAGCGUCAACAACCGUCGUCGCCAUCUUCGCCCACACUCAAAGUUGAUCAUCUAGGAUAUCCAAUUGGCUCGUCUCGGCCACAAGUCACCCAACCCCAGGACUCACAAGUGCAGCCGCCCUCUCAACCUCAAGUCCAAGGAGGUUAUGCUGUUCAGCCUCCGCCAUACCCAGAGCCACAGCGGCCGUAUGGUCCUCCUAUUAUCGUGAAUCAACACUACUAUCUCAGCCCCGUUCCUCCUUAUUCAGCUCCGUCAACAUGUUCCUUGACCCAUCUCGGUAAACACAAUCUUGGGUCUAUGGUGGAUCUUGCCAACAAGCUUGUACCAUACGAGGUUGUGCAUCAGGUAAUCGAUGACGGUUUGCCAAGAUGGCAUUGUCACGCCUCACAAUUACUGAACCAAACCGCUGCAUUGUACGAUCAGAUACAGACCAAGUUCAAUGAAGUCAUGACUUCAAUUGACUGUGAUCGUUUCUCCGGACAUGAAGGAGACUUGUUUCAGUAUCAGUCAACCCCUCAUCAAGCGUCUAGCACGGUCUCGCCUCCAGCAGCGACGGGCGACAAGAGCCGGGCCAAGAAAAAAGGCAAAAAGGAUACAACCAAAGGACAAACCACAGCAGUCGUGUCGUCACUUGCUCAGGGCGGUUAUUUUGCCAAGGUUGAUUUAUACGCCAAUUCUCGGCUGCCUGACAAUCUACCUCCUCUGCGACUCUAUAUCCCAACAUGGCCAUUGAUAUGCUUGGCAUCCCAAUAUUCUGAACGGGUCUAUGAGACUCCCCGAGGCUCUGAACGCGAUGCCUAUGUUGAUGCAGACUGGCGGACAGGGACAAAGGCCAUGUGUAUAAAAUCUGUUCCUAUGGACCACAUGCACACUAUCGUCUUUGCCAUACGUGGGACGGCGACUUUUAUGGACUGGGCAGUCAACCUGAACACGGCACCAACAGCGCCAACCGGCUUCUUGGAUGACACCAGCAAUUUUUGCCACGCAGGAUUCCUUUCUGCAGCGCGAAAGAUGAUCAAGCCCGUCGCGGCAAGGCUUCGGCAGCUGUUGGAAGAAAAUCCGAAUCGCUCAUCGUACUCUCUUCUGAUCACCGGCCACUCAGCUGGCGGCGCCGUGGCCUCUUUGCUCUACGCCCAUAUGCUCUCGACCUCCAAAGCAGCCUCAUCUGAGCUAAAUAUUCUGACUGGCUGCUUCAAGAGAGUACACUGCAUCACGUUUGGCACACCACCAUUGUCCCGUGUGCCUUUGCAAAAACCCGAGCGAUUCGAACUCAGAAAGUCUUUGUUUAUAACCUUUAUCAAUGAAGGCGAUCCCGUGGCGCGAGCCGACAAGGCAUACGUCAAGAGUCUGCUCGAGCUUUUUGCCAGUCCCGCGCCAAACCUAACUCCGACAAAAACAGACGGCAAGUCGCUCAGUUCGCCGCCGAACCCGCCUGCAAAACAAUCCAAAUCAAAGGACAAAAAGUCCAAGACCACUUUGUCAUCCAAGAAACCAAAGAAUGCGGUGAAGCCACCUCAGACGAAGGCACCGAGGCCUGUAUGGCAGUUACCCCCAAGCACUCUCAGCAAUGCGGGGCGCAUCGUGAUUUUGCGCUCGGGAGACCCGAAGGCCAAGCUCAAGGGCAAAAAGACAGUCGAGGAACGACUGAAUGAGGGGGUCUUGGCCCAGGUUGCGAGCGACGAGCAGCUGAGGAACGUGGUUUGGGGCGAUCCCGUCUGUCAUGUCAUGAAACUGUAUGCUGGGCGCAUCGAGACCUUGGCGGUUGCGGCAGUGACCGCUAAACGAUGGCUAUCAUGA